UCUACUUAAACCUACUACAUUUGUAUGCAGUGCACAUGCAUGCAAAGCUUUUCACUGAAGCAAUGUUAAAAUUAAUGUGAUUUAAUAUAUGUGAUAUACAUUGUUCUAAACAAUAACAAGAAACAAUCUAUUCAAAAAUGUGGUUUAACAGAUGCAUUCAUUUUUACCAAAGAACAGUGACACUCCAUAGAACAGCGUCUACCGUUGUCAACGUUGAUAAGAGCGCCAAUGAGCUGGUGCUUCUAGGUCAGAAAUAUGUGACGGAUGAAUGGACGAAUCUCCCUGAAAAAAUAAUUACUAAAUUAGGAAGAAACUUGCACGUCACGCAGUAUCAUCCUCUGUCGAACAUACGUCAGCGCAUUGUAAAUUACUUUUACGGACAGUUCCGUAGCAAGAGUGGAACUCCGUCGUUCAGUAUCCACGAUAACAUAUGUCCCAUAGUCACAGUGGCUCAAAAUUUCGAUUCUCUCUUGGUACCGAAGGAUCAUCCAAGCAGAAGGAAGACCGAUUGUUACUUUGUGAAUCGGGACACGCUGCUGAGAGCGCACACAACCGCGCAUCAGGCAGAAUUGAUCGCUAUGGGGCUGAACAAUUUCCUGAUCGUUGGCGACGUGUACCGACGUGAUGAAAUCGACACUACGCACUACCCUGUCUUCCACCAAGCUGAUGCAGUCAGACUGCGUACGUCGCAAGAAGUAUUUCAAAAUGUCAACGAUGUGGAGAGUCUGAAGUUGUUUGAGCACAGAGGAACGGAAACUCCGCAGAAACAGAGUUGUCAUACCUUGGAAGCGGUGAAGAUAAUGGAGCAGGAACUGAAGAGCACUCUGACUGGUCUGGCACAAGCACUCUUUGGCAAAGAUGUGCAGUGCCGAUGGGUCGACCAGUACUUCCCGUUUACCCAUCCAUCAUGGGAAUUGGAAGUGUCGUACAACGACAAGUGGCUUGAAGUAUUAGGUUGUGGCAUAAUGCGUCAAGAGAUCCUUCAGAACUCUGGCGCGACGGAUCGGAUCGGCUGGGCGUUCGGUCUCGGCUUGGAGCGCUUAGCCAUGUGCCUGUACAGUAUUCCAGACAUCAGAUUAUUCUGGAGCAACGACAUGGGUUUCCUGCACCAGUUCCAAGUAGACGAUCCUAACGCGCAGAUACAGUACAAGCCCAUCAGCAUAUACCCAACUUGUACAAAUGAUAUAAGCUUCUGGUUACCGGAAGACGGGAGUUACUCCUCGAACGAUUUCUAUGACAUAGUCAGAGAUAGAGCCGGUGAAUUCGUUGAACGGAUAAUACUGAAAGACGUAUUCACGCAUCCGCAGACGAAAAAAACGUCUCACUGUUACAGUAUAGUGUACAGGCACAUGGAACGCACUUUGACUCAAGCCGAAGUCAACAGAGUACAUCGUGUAAUAGGAGAGAAAGCAGCUGCUAAGCUCAAUGUAAUUAUUAGGACUUAAGAAUAAAGUGUUUUCCUUACAAAA
Messenger RNA from Ooceraea biroi (clonal raider ant), 1469 nucleotides. It is a transcript of the gene PheRS-m, whose product is annotated as Phenylalanyl-tRNA synthetase, mitochondrial. NCBI's taxonomy places the organism in Eukaryota, Metazoa, Arthropoda, Insecta, Hymenoptera, Formicidae. The record is from RefSeq and is a predicted model, not a curated record. Gene Ontology annotation, biological process: phenylalanyl-tRNA aminoacylation. Gene Ontology annotation, molecular function: tRNA binding; phenylalanine-tRNA ligase activity; ATP binding. Gene Ontology annotation, cellular component: cytoplasm; mitochondrion.